Molecule: messenger RNA, 957 nt
Organism: Talaromyces atroroseus
Lineage: Eukaryota; Fungi; Ascomycota; Eurotiomycetes; Eurotiales; Trichocomaceae
Exons: 3
Coding region: 1-957 (318 amino acids)
Biological process (GO): protein deubiquitination; ubiquitin-dependent protein catabolic process
Cellular component (GO): cytoplasm
Molecular function (GO): cysteine-type deubiquitinase activity
Source: RefSeq, a predicted model, not a curated record
AUGGCCGACGGUGGUGGAUGGAGCACCAUCGAGUCUGACGAGGGUGUUUUCACUUCGUUGAUUGAAAACCUGGGAGUGAAAGGUGUACAAUUCGAAGAACUCAUCUCUCUCGAUGCCGACACAAUACGCUCGCUGAGUCCCGUAUACGGCGUCAUCUUCCUUUUCAAAUGGAUUGGCGGACAGUCGCGCGAUAGCUCCGCACCGGUAGACGGCUCCUACGAUCAAACCGCCGCUGAUCAAGGGCUUUUUUUCGCGGCACAAACGAUUCAGAAUGCUUGCGGAACACAAGCGAUUCUCUCAGUUAUAUUAAACCAAGAUACCCCUGGUUCAGGCACCCCCGUCCCGAUCGACAUCGGAUCGGAGCUCUCUUCUUUCAAGACGUUCACCCAUGGCUUCCCAUCCGACCUCCUCGGUGAAGCGUUAUCGAACUCCGAAGCCAUCCGUACCGCGCACAACGCGUUUGCGCGCGCAAGCCCAUUCGUCGACGAGACACAGCGAACCGCACAGGACGAUGAAGGCGACGUCUAUCAUUUCAUCGCCUACACGCCCGUCAACGGAAAACUGUACGAAUUAGACGGUCUUCAGCCCUUCCCCAUCAGCCAUGGCGAGUGCGACAAUGAAACUUUCCCCGAAAAGGUCAUUGAAGUGCUUCAACGAAGAAUUGCGCGAUACCCGGCCGGCGAAGUGCGCUUCAAUUUGAUGGCGGCUGUGCGCGAUUUGCGCAUUCGUGCACAAGACAUCGGUGACGUGGAACUGCUGGAGCGCGAGAACGCGAAGAGACAAGCAUGGGCAUGGGAGAAUACGCUGCGCCGGUCGAAUUUUGUCGGGUUUAUCGGUGAGGUUGUAAAGAGUGUGGUGCAAAAGAAAGUCGCCGAAGGGAAAUACGAGGAGUGGGUUGAGAAUGCGAAGAAAGAGACCUUGCGAAGGGCUGAGGCGAGGAGCAAAGGGGGCUAUUGA